AUGAUACCACACUGCACUUUCUAUUUUACUGUUUUCAGACAGAAAGCUAGCCUUCAAACCAUGGAGACGUCCUUGACUGAAGGGUUAUCACCAGUUAACAUAACAGCGACAAUGACUCCUGCAGUGUCAACCAACCUCUCUCAGCACUCGCAUGCUCCUUUACUGGAUAGAUUGGCCCAUCUGGACGAAGGCCUGUAUAACGACUUCUACUGUCUCUGGAUAGGCCUACUGGUCGUCAACACCCUUAUCUUCAUGAUUGGAAUGGUCCUGAACAUACUGGCCUUGUACGUCUUUUGCUGCCGCACCAAACCAAUGUCCACCUCAGUCAUAUAUACAAUCAACCUGGCUGUCACCGACCUACUGGUCAGUCUGUCAUUGCCCACCCGUAUCAUACUCUAUUAUAGCGGGGGCAAAUGCCUCAACUGUUCCUAUGUACACAUCUUUAGUUAUUUCGUUAACAUGUACUGCAGCAUCCUUUUCCUCACCAGCAUUUGCGUGGACCGUUAUCUGGCUAUCGUUCAGGUGGAGGCCUCGCGUAAGUGGAGAAACCCCAGCGUAGCGAAGGUGGUUUGCGUCUGUAUCUGGCUCUUUGCCAUUGUGGUCACUUACUCCUUGCUCACCACUGCUUUCAAGCAAUCGACCUGCUGCCAGUCCAAGCUCUUCGCCCUGACCAUCUUUGAGUUCUUUGUUCCCAUGGUGAUCAUCGUGGUGUUCACCGUGAGGAUCAUGUGUGCCCUGGCUAACCCGGGUCUGAUGCAGCAAAGCCGCGAGAGACGCAUGCGGGCUGUACAGCUGCUCACCACCGUGCUGGUGAUCUUCACCAUCUGCUUCACCCCGUUUCACGUAAGGCAAGUGCUGGUCUACUUCUAUCCGGAUCUGCCUCACCAUAUAAUCGUCUACCACGUGACCGUCACCCUCAGCAGCCUCAACAGCUGCCUGGACCCGGUGGUUUACUGUUUCGUCACCAACAACUUCCAGUCCACCAUGAAGAGGUUCUUCAGGAGGGCAGAGGCAGAGCUGACCAGUGGGGAUAUUAUCAGCAUGCAGAAAAGCUCCAAGGGCUCUGGCAUAGGGACUGUGACUGCUUCUAACAUGAUGAUGACCAACUUGAACUCUCCCCGGCAAGAAAACCUCAGGUCAUGA
This is a messenger RNA of Chanos chanos (milkfish), 1143 nucleotides long. It is a transcript of the gene gpr20, whose product is annotated as G protein-coupled receptor 20. The transcript is spliced from 2 exons. Gene Ontology annotation, cellular component: plasma membrane. The record is from RefSeq and is a predicted model, not a curated record. The coding region runs from base 1 to 1143 and encodes 380 amino acids. Gene Ontology annotation, molecular function: G protein-coupled receptor activity. NCBI's taxonomy places the organism in Eukaryota, Metazoa, Chordata, Actinopteri, Gonorynchiformes, Chanidae. Gene Ontology annotation, biological process: positive regulation of Rho protein signal transduction; phospholipase C-activating G protein-coupled receptor signaling pathway.